Pocillopora meandrina is the source of this 1368-nucleotide messenger RNA. The record is from the annotation of a GenBank genome assembly. NCBI's taxonomy places the organism in Eukaryota, Metazoa, Cnidaria, Anthozoa, Scleractinia, Pocilloporidae.
AUGGCUACGGUAACGUCUUUACCGGACGCGGUAAUUAUUCAUAUUCUCUCUUAUCUCGACUAUCCUCGUUUGGUACGAUGCUCAAGGGUUUGUUCACGAUGGCACAGGCUCUGUUACGACCCCAGCUUGUGGAAAACUUUACGUAUUCGGCCGAAACAUGCUACGAAAGUGGCAGCUGAUACAGUCGCAAGGGUUGUCGCUCGAAGGACCAAUCUAAUUUCGAGCAUCAAUCUAACGAACUGUACAGGUUUAAAAGAUGAGUCUUUGAAGCAUAUUUCCUUAAACUGUCCAAACCUGAAAAAACUGUAUCUAAAUGGAUGUAAUUUAAUUACAGAUUACGGCAUUUUCGCUUUGGCGCGCAAUUGUGAUGCUUUGGAAACGGUUUCGAUACCUUUGAAGAAUGUUUCUGAGAGGGCUCUCUCUAAUUUGGUUAAAAAUAACUCAGGUUUACGGAAGCUGUACGCUUACUCCAUUGCGGUCACAGAAAACACAAUCAAGGUAAUUUCAUCAGGAUGUCCUGAACUUGAAAAAAUGAUCGUUUACGAGGCUUCCCUGGAGGACGAUCAGAAAAGUUAUGCUGAUGUUUUGACCGAUCAAAUGAUGCGGCUUUUGGCAAAUGGAUGCCGAAAAUUAAGAAAGUUGACCCUCAGGUAUAACCAAGUAUUGGUCAGCGACAGGAGUUUGGCGGCGUUAGCGAAAAAAUGCCGAAAACUGGAGUCUUUCGUGAUCGAUUAUUGCGACAAAGACGGAGGAAUAACUGACUUUGGAGUUUGUACAAUAGCUCACUUAUGCCGAAAUUUAAAAUGCUUGAACAUUUCCAAUGGCGUCAUCACCGAUGUGUCCUUGAUCGUAAUUGCUGAUCAACUGCCUUUUCUCGAGGAUUUGUCACUGGAAUUUAGCGAAAUUACCGACGUAGGAGUGUAUGCGCUGAUGAACAGAUGCGAAAAACUAGCAAGGCUUAUUGUCCAUAAUUCGGAUAGUAUUGAAACAGGUAUUACCGACAACACUGCUUGCGUGAUCGCGAAUUAUGCCAGCGAUGAGUUUCGAUCAUUGGGCCUUGGGUUCGCGGAUAUAACGGACGAAGGACUAAAAACGAUUUGUUUCAACGUGGAACUUUCGUUUCUGUCCAUAAACGGUUGUAGUAAACUCACUUAUGAAGGUCUUAAAUCGUGCUUUUGUUAUCUAGAUUGCUUGUGGAAUUUGGAUAUUUCUUUCACGGACAUUGUGGGCAAAGACGAACAGCUGUUGGAAAUAGGAAAUUCUCUACCAUGUUUGGAAACACUUGACAUUACGGAUUGUUUCAGCGUUUCACAAGAAAGCGUUAAGGCUUUCAAAGAAAAAUUUCCUCACUGUAAGGUAAAUAUGUAG